Verruconis gallopava is the source of this 1852-nucleotide messenger RNA. RefSeq lists its product as uncharacterized. Lineage: Eukaryota; Fungi; Ascomycota; Dothideomycetes; Venturiales; Sympoventuriaceae. The transcript has 2 exons. Bases 83 to 1777 code for a protein of 564 amino acids. The record is from RefSeq and is a predicted model, not a curated record.
AGAGGAAAAAAGUUCAACGUUCCCAUGCAUUUUCCGCGCUGUCAAUCUUCCGAAUAGAUCGGCUUGAACACGGCCAGAAGCCAUGAUUUCCUUUGCUGCUCUAGUUCUGUGUCUCUGUCCUGCACUGGUCUCUUGUAACAGUUACAGACGAUCCUCCAGUGCACCUACGGCACAGACCAAGAAUGGAACGUACCAAGGCGUGUACUCGCCCGAGUACGACCAAGACUUCUUCCUCGGCAUGCCAUACGUGCAGCCUCCCGUGGGCGAUUUGAGGUUUCGAAAUCCCGUACCGUUGAACGACAGUUGGACAGGUACGCGGCAAGCGACGGAGUAUUCUGGAGAGUGCUAUGGAUACUCAUCCGAUCAGUGGAACUACAAGGUGUCUGAGGACUGCCUGUACAUCAACGUGAUCCGGCCCUCUGGCUACGAGGGGCAAAAGCUGCCCGUGGCAGUCUGGAUCCACGGUGGUGGAUUCACGGCCGGAGGCGGCGUUGACCAAAGGUACAACGCCUCUUUCAUGGUUCAGAACUCCGUUCACAUCGGCAAGCCGAUCAUGGUGGUCAACUUCAACUAUCGUCUCAGCGCCUGGGGCUUCCUUGCCUCCAACGAGGUCGCAGGAGUCGGCCAGACCAACCUCGGUCUCAAGGACCAGCGAUCUGCCCUCCAGUGGGUUCAGGAAAACAUCGCCGGGUUUGGCGGCGAUCCGAGCAAGGUGACCAUCUUUGGCGAGAGCGCGGGUGGCGCAUCCGUCGGCUACCAUCUGACGGCGUUCAACGGGCGGGACGACAAGCUGUUCCGCGGGGCCAUCAUGGAGAGCGGAAAUCCGGUCACGUACGGCCGGUUGCAGGGGCCUGAGGACUACCAGGACAUGUACGAUGCCAUUGUGAAUCGCACCAACUGCAACGGCACGCUGGACACGCUGCAAUGCCUUCGCACGGUCCCGGCGGAACAGUUCAACGCGGCCAUCAACACGACGACGCAACCGUUGACCGGCUUCAACCCCAUCAUGGACGGAGACUUCAUCUUCAAGUACACGUCUCUGCAGCUUGCGGCCGGGGACUUUGUCCAUGUGCCCAUCAUCUCUGGCGCCAAUUCGGACGAAGGCUCCGCGUUCAGCCCUCUGGGGGCUAAUUCCACGCAGGACUUUUACAACAUGCUCACGACGGGCCAGAACGCCGUGCCGCCGGCGUUUGCAAACAUGAUCCUGCAGGCGUACCCGGACGACCCUGCCGUCAACGUGAUCGCGGAUCUGGGCGACGCGAGGACCAGCGGGAUAUUUGGGACGCAGUUCCGCCGCACGGCGAGCUACUACGGCGACAUGGUCUUCAUCGCCAACAGACGGCUCACGUGUGCGACGUGGGCUACAGCCGGCGUGCCCGCGUACUGCUACCGCUUCAACGCUUUGACAGCGAACGUCGUGCCGGAGAUUGGCGUGACUCACUUCCAAGAGAUCGGCUUUGUGUUUCUCAACCUGAAUGGGGUCGGGUACCCGCCCGUGGCCGUCAAUCCGUUCCAAGGCAAGCCGGAAAGCUACGCAAACCUGGCGCGGUUCAUGGACAGCAGUUGGGUGUCGUUCAUCCACGAUCUGGACCCCAACGCGUGGAGACAGACGUACAAGUGGAACGGCACGGAGGAGAUGUGGCCACGCUACGACGUGAACAACCCGUUGGAUUUUGUGUUCGACGCGAAUCGAUCCAGUUAUGCGGAGCCGGACACGUGGCGGAAAGAGGGCAUCGAUCUCAUCAACAACUACAAUGUCGGGGUGUACCAUCGAUGAAGAUGAAGAGAAGAAAAUUUUCACUUGGCUCGCGCAGGGAGGAGCGGCCGUACGUAGUUGGCGCUGUUCGUGUGG